AUGAAAAUAUAUAAUAGUAUUUUUAUAUUAUUUAUAUUAAUAAAUAUUAUACACAAUGUUUAUUCAGAAUCACUUUUAUGGGUCGAUACAACCAAUACCAGAUCAUUCAUGGAUCCAUUAGGUUGGACACCACAGCAACAACCCUCAGCCUCUGACUAUACAACAAUCAAUAACAAUGCUCAAGUUUUUGAAAAAGAUAAUAACAUUAAUGUAGCCUCUAUUUUGCUUGAAGGUUCAUCAUCACUCAGUUUAGAAAACGGGGAAACUGCAGCCAAAAAUAUCAACCUCAAAUCAACAUCAUCUAUUCAAUUUUCAAAAAUGUUCACAGAUACAUUUGAUUUCUAUGGUAGUUCUAAAAUGAUAAUAGAAGAAGGAGCAAUUUUAGCAAAUAAUUCUGAUCACAAAAUUUUAAAUGUAGGGUUUUAUGAUAACAGUCAGUUUUAUUCCAAUUGCGUUAGUUGUGGCAUUUUAUAUUUCGGUACAAAUUUCAUAUUUAAUAACGAAUCUUCCUUAAAUUUAGCGGGCACAGUAUUGGGCCCUCUCUCAGAUUCAGUCUAUAUAUUUAAUCAUCAAUCUAAAUCAAAAUUAUCCAAAAUCCAAAUAUCUCCAACAUAUGCAAGUACAGAAUUUAUUUUUAAAGACAAUUCAAGCGGUUCGGUUUCAGAAGUAUUUGAUAACUCUAUUUUUUUGGUUAAUAGCUCUUUCUUUGGUGUUAGAUACGGAAUUUUAAUGCACGAUCAAACAAAAAUGUAUGUAGAUAAUAAUGCUUGGUUUUUAUCAUAUACUGGUUAUAUAUCACGUGUAAGAGAUCUAGAAAUUUCAAACUCUGGUUAUAUAGGAAAUAGUGGUGAUUUUUAUUCAGAGGGUAAUUUUUUAAAUAUUAAUAGCUUUGGUAUCAUAGAAAGUAUCCCAGGUAAUCUUCAUUUAAAUGCCACACUCACAACACUAAAUAGUGGCACUGCAAGAUCAUUAAAUGGAAGUAUCCAUAUAUAUAAAAAAGUAGUAGGCAAACUUGCCUAUUUCCACAUCAAUGGCGGUAAUUUAUUUAUUCAUCCACAAUCAAAUACAAGUUUAACAGACUCCCAUAUUUAUAUUAGAGAAGGCGGUAGAGCAUAUGUUUCUCAAGAUGCAACAUUAAUUUUAGAACGUACAACUUUCAAUAAUGAAGGUGGUACAAUUACAACAAACGGUUCGAUUAUUGUUACUCCAAGCAGCUCAAUUUUGAAUGAAAAAGAUUUUUUUAUUCAAUCAAGUAUCAUAUCAACAAAUAAAAAUUCAGAUAUACCUUUAGACAAUAAAGGUUCAAUUAAUUUAAAUGCAGUUAACAACAACAUUCAAAACAGCAAUCUUAACAAUAACAUUUACGACGAUAGCAGUGCAAGCGGUAGUAGCAGUAAUAACAAAAAGGAUAUCCGUUUGGAAGUCAAUAUAAAGAAUACAGGUUCAAUUAAAGUAGAUAAAAACCAUAAUGUUUAUAUUAAAAACUAUCAGCAAUCGGGUGGAAAUUCAUCAUUUGUUUUCGAUAACUCAAAUAUUAAUAGUAAUGAAACAAUUAAAUUCGAUAAUGGUACAAUUCAUGGCAAUGGUACAUUUGGUAACUCAUUAGACCAAAAUUCAGGCCAAUUAGGUUCAAGAAAUGAAACUAUCUCUAUCGACAUUAACGGAAACUAUACUUUAAAUACAACUGGUUCAAUUUUAAUCAAAAUCGAAUCUGAACAAGAUUACUCUAAAAUCAAUAUUUUAAAUGAUGCUGAUAUUAAAGGUAACAUCGAAAUUAAAGUUUCUAAACAUUUAAUCAACCAAGAAAACAAAGAAUUAAACAUUAUAAAAUAUUCAAAUUUAAAUAGCAACGGAUUUAACUCUGUUAAAUUUAAAACAUAUGAUCCAGCUUCUGGUGAUGAAGAAGAUCAAGAAGAGAACAACUGUUUAAAGAGCAGUACAACAAAAUCAUCAUUCUCAGUAUUGGUUGGUUGUGGUAAAAAAUCAUUAUCUGGAGGUGCCAUUGCUGGUAUUGUUAUUGGGUGUGCAGUUGGUGUUAUUGCAGUUGUUUCAAUUAUUCAUUACCGUUCCAGAAUAGCUUUAAAACUUAGACAUUCCUCAAUUGCUAUGAAACUAACAACAAUGAAAGCAAAUAAAUAA
Molecule: messenger RNA, 2139 nt
Organism: Dictyostelium purpureum
Lineage: Eukaryota; Evosea; Eumycetozoa; Dictyosteliales; Dictyosteliaceae
Exons: 5
Coding region: 1-2139 (712 amino acids)
Source: RefSeq, a predicted model, not a curated record